This is a messenger RNA of Laetiporus sulphureus 93-53, 3046 nucleotides long. RefSeq lists its product as uncharacterized. The transcript is spliced from 2 exons. Bases 32 to 2761 code for a protein of 909 amino acids. NCBI's taxonomy places the organism in Eukaryota, Fungi, Basidiomycota, Agaricomycetes, Polyporales, Laetiporaceae. The record is from RefSeq and is a predicted model, not a curated record.
GCGAAGCAAUGGCCUGCUGCACGCUACUUCCAUGGCUCAACCAACUCCUCCUCCUCCGUCGUCCAGAGCCCCCAAUCUUUCCGCUCCCAAUUCUAAUGUCCCUAACGCAUCUACUAAUGGACUUCCAUUUGUUCCACGCAGGGAGUUUAUACGCGAUCAACGAGUCGUAUCUUCUUUCUCUCUUCUAGCGCUGUCUGGUCCGAAUCUCGUCCGGCUCUACAGCUUCCCUUUACCAGUCAUAUCUGCCCUCCGACGCUUGUUUGAUCAUCAGAAUCUCACAGUAAGGGUUCGCGAGCAUUCAUCCAAGAACUUCUUCGAAUUCAGUCUUAAUGGCCGCCCGUGGGCGAGCCCCAAGACCAUAGAGUCGGAAAAGCUAAUCGUCGGCAUCAUGUCUUCCGUUUUACAGUGCGGUUAUUCCUUCUUGUCUACUGUCGAAUACGGCCGUGAGCCAGAUGAUCGUCUCGCAAUUGCUUUCUCAAAGCGCGUCGCCAUGAAUGUCCUGUCUUCUUCUGGCCAGAGUGCGAAUGGUUCCGCGGUAACCCUGCUGCAACCCGUAAGAACACCAUUUGCGAUAUCCUUCGUCUCCCCCAGUGUGCUACACGUCAUCGGUCCUCCCCUUCAUUCCACUCCAGCUAUCCUUCAGGCGGUCAGAGGUUCUUGGCCCCGGGGUGUUGUAUCUGAGAAGAAAUUAGGUGAUGCUAUCUACCAGUUCAAGUUGAAAGGUUACAAAUUCUUCCAACAGGAUACCUUUGCUGCAGACUCACUGCAACAGAUUCUUACCGUACUCACAACGCUUGAUACCCACGCCUUUAUGCUUAUGACUUCAUUGACAUUGACGAAACGCUCACGCAAGCAUGAUUUGUGGAUCUUCACGGGGCCACCUGAAGAUGUCCCGGUAAUGGACUCGCCAUAUCCUAGUCCUAUCCGUUCCAGCCUUGAACUGCAGGACAGCUCUCCGUAUGCUGCCCAGGCUUCAAAUGAGAAGCUUGCGCCAGUGGUUUCCCCACAUCGUGUCGGUAGCACCACACCCUCGACGUCUUCUCCUCUGAAGCCUUCAUCUCCUACCAUGUACAAAGCGCAAGGCCAGCUAUUGCGAAAGCCUUCGCCCAAGAUCCAGCUCCCACGCGCAUACUUGGCAGAAGCUGACAGUGCGACGAGUUCCCCGGUGGACAGCAAACAGCAUCCGUUCUCGAGCAGCAUGGGCAGUGUCGACAUGACCGGAAUUGGUUCUGGUCGUGGCGGCGCGGCUGGAGAGCGACUGUCUCGGUCGCCCGACAUCUUCUACGUGGCCGCCGGCGCACAACGUAACGUUCAUGGAUAUCGUAACGAUCACACCCCGUGGCGUCCCACGAGUCCGCCAGUCCCUCCAGCUGAAGUACUGUUCCCAAUGUUUACGCGUCAAGAUGCAAAAGGGCAUGCUCCCCCUCAAUCGCCGGCUGCGCGGGAUAUGGUUUCACCCAUGCCUCAUUCAAGGGGUCCCUCCACCGGAAAUAGCUCUCCUACUAUCCGCAUAUCCACCUCGUCGCCGCCACUACUCGUCUCGGGUGAAACACUGCGAAAGGUUCAUUCCCCUUUACCCAAGCUCACGAUUGGGAAUGACUACUUCUCAAUUCACCAUCAUGACACCGAUGUACAGGAUGGCAUGACGCAGGGCGGAGAAGGUCCUCCAAGUCGACCUGCUGCGCCUGACACGCCGCGCACGCCCACCCCACCCCUUCUCACCCCGGGCGUCUUCCGAGACUCCGCAUUCUCGUCUACCACAGGCCAGUCGUACGAAAUCCCUAUUACAUGGGCAGGCGGAGAAUCGGAGCUCGGCCGCGGGAUGUUGGCGGGCAUCAAGGAGGAGGAUGAAGCGAGCAGACAGAAUAAUCUGCAAAGUUCGCAGGAGAGACUAGGCGAGUCGUCGCAGACGCCAAGACAGGACCGAAUGCCCGCCGAACCGCUGCCCCGUAGCGCUUGGGCUCCAACUCCAAACGAGCGGAAGUCGCAUGACGUAGCCACCAUGUUGUCUCCUACAAUCCAAGAGCUGUCCAAUCAAGAGCAAGACGGGCAUGGCCACUUCAUAGGCAAGGUGGCCAACAGGCAUAGUCGAGGGGAUAGUGCGAGAGAGGCGUCGAGGUCGUCGGAGCGACGUGCAUAUGACAGAGGCAGGGCCAAGGAUCCGUCAGGCUCGUCGCUCCCUCCGUCUGACAAGACAGCACGGAGUAGGUUUCGAACACCGACGCCAGGAGAACUCAACAGAGUGAGGAGUCCGACACGCAGAGACACAGACACGUCAGGAUGGGUCAUAGUGAACGUCGACGACAGCAAGGGGAAGGGACGAAAAACACAGAGCGUGUCUCCUGGUCCGACGCACCGAGUGAAGUCACCGAACCAAAACCCAAGCUUGAGUGCGCCACCCUCGCACCGUCCGGUUCAGCAUAUGCGAAGCAGCUCCGACUCACGUCUUCCUCGUUUGCCACAGAGUAAUCAGAGGGAGCCUGCUGUGGCGAAAGGCUCAAUGGCGCCCGCAGCAAAAGCCAUCGUGCUCAUCGAUGCCAUGGAUGCAAACAAGCAGGGCUCUGCUCUCAAACGAUUAUUCAGGAGGAGCAAGGACAAGGGUCAGUCCGCCCAGAGUACGCAGGCACCUGAUAAGUCAGUUGACGCCUCCAGAUACGGACCCAGGAACGAAGGCGAAGUGAUGCAGAAUGACAGAGAUGAAAAGAAAUCUCGAGAGCGAUGGAAGUUUCAACGGUCCGCACGCGCCAGUAUGAGCUGUUAGUCUUUCGCUGCCUUCAAGACCUAUAUUGAUUGGAUAGAUUUGUGAGCACUCUCCAGACGAACUCUACAUGUUGCACAUGCACCCCCUAGUACCUCUCAUUUAGCACGCUUUAUGCGAUACCAUGGACUGUUUCCUCUAUAUUGAUGCCCGCUCAUGCCAGAUCAGGACUGUCUCUUCUUGCUCAUGAAUCCUAAUGACAUAUACCUUACGAUAUUGUGAAUUGAUGACUGCACGAAUGCGAUGGCUUACUGACAAUUAAUGUAUUUAUGCGCGAUUGCGUGCGAC